AUGGAAGAACCAAAACACCCUUCAAUUGAAGAUCUCUCUUUCGAGGAUCUCACAUUUGGCGAAUCUGCAGAUCUUGCAUUGAAUGAGCAAGACUCUUCAGUCAAGAGAGAACUCCUCUUGCGUAAAUCACAAGGUAUUGGAGCUACACUUACUACCUCAGCACACACUUCAGCAACAGCCGCUGCCACCAACAUUCUUGGUGUAGCUGGCAAAACAAAAGAUAAAAGAACAAAGAGCGACAAGUCAGAUCGUCAUGCAGUAUUGAUUUCAACCAAGGGCGACAAGAUCAAUUUGGCUGUCCUCUUGAAACAACUCGAGGAAUGUGGACCGGUACGUGCCCACCACUUCCGUGAACGACAAAACUUUGGAUUUGUCCAGUUCCUCGAUUCGGAAUCGGCAGACAACGCCAUAGAGAUGCUUAGCAACAAGGAAAUCGAUGGACAAAUCAUUCAGAUAGAGAGAAUCAAGCGUAUCACACCUGGAAAGGAUCCACGUGUCGCCACCGUUGGCUCACCACAAUGCUCAUCACUUCCAACACAGUUGCCUUCGAUGAUCGAAAACAAGCCAGACUCGACCUUGGUCUUGAAGAAUCUGCCAUUCAACUUGCGUCAAGUACAACUUCAAGAGAUACUCGAGAACAUCAACCCAUCCGCUCCACAGUCAGUCAACUUCCACUACGACAGCAUCGGUGUGUUCCGUGGAAUGGCAUUUGUAAAGUACCGUCUUCUCGAAGACGCCAUCAAGGUAUUCGAUGCCUUGAACGGUGCCGAUGUACACGGUCGUCGUGUGCGUCUUGAAUACAAGCGAAAAGUAAGCAAGUCCAGCGAGAUUCCCUCAGAGGUUCUUGAGGACGAAAAGCUCCGAAAAGUAUGGGAUCAACUACGUGAGUUCAAGGAGGAUCCCAAUGCAACAGAGAUUACAUUCUCCACUUUCACAGGAGUACAACGAAUGUACAUUCACAACAUGGCUGAAAAGCUUAAACUCUCACAUACAUCGGUUGGCGAAGAACCAAACCGUUCCAUCAUCGUCACCAACAAGAAGCCAAUCAUAGGCACUCCAGGCAAAGACGACAUGAUGUCCCAAUUCUUGUCGUCGUCGCCCGCCUCCAUUGGCGGCCACUUGGCACCACUCUCCACCACCCCGACCAACUCUUACACCUCACUCUCCUCGACUCCGACCUCAUCCAUGUUUAUCAGUAAGCCAAUGGAGCUCAGCUCGAGUUUCGGCAAUCAUUUCCUCCGAUCGACACCACCCUCUUCCAUCACCGGCAAGACACCAUCGCUUCUCAUCAACGACGCCAAGAUUGCCACUUCAUGGGAGAAAUCACCAACCAACAGUCUUCUCUCCAACCCAUUCACCACCCGUGGCUUUGGUACCAUGGUUCGCGAUCGUUCCGGAUCAGAUAUUGAGCUAUCGACAUCACCUGGAAGCAGCCUCUGGCGUAAUCCAGCCAACAGUUUAAAUAGUUUUAGUAAUUUCUCCGCCAGUAACAGUUUUCCAAGUGCAAAUGCUGGCAGUCUCAGCAGUCUUUUACAACAACAACAACAACAUUUCAAUAUAAGCAACAGUAUAAAUAUAAAUAGUAACAGUCCAUUACACAAUAACAUCAACAACAACAACAACCACAACCACAACAACAGUCUCAACAGUAAUAGUAACAGUAAUAGUUUAGUUUCAUCACCAAUACUCCGUCAACCAAAAGGUCCCGAUGGUACAAAAGGUUUUUCAGAAGGUUACAAAGCUGGAAGAAAGUUGGUUCCAAGUCCACUCAUUUCACCCGUCAUACAUUCACCCUCCAACUAA
Heterostelium album PN500 is the source of this 1803-nucleotide messenger RNA. RefSeq lists its product as uncharacterized. Lineage: Eukaryota; Evosea; Eumycetozoa; Acytosteliales; Acytosteliaceae. The transcript has a single exon. Gene Ontology annotation, molecular function: mRNA binding. Gene Ontology annotation, cellular component: nucleus; cytoplasm. The coding region runs from base 1 to 1803 and encodes 600 amino acids. The record is from RefSeq and is a predicted model, not a curated record.